Myzus persicae (green peach aphid) is the source of this 1783-nucleotide messenger RNA. RefSeq lists its product as uncharacterized. NCBI's taxonomy places the organism in Eukaryota, Metazoa, Arthropoda, Insecta, Hemiptera, Aphididae. The record is from RefSeq and is a predicted model, not a curated record. The annotation marks the transcript as partial. The transcript is spliced from 3 exons.
GGGAGAAAUAGAUUGUUUGCAAAUAAUUACACAAAUAACUUUAAACAUCGUGACUCAUUUCAUCAAUGCGUCUUUGAAGUGUAUUGUUGCUUUAAGGAAUUUUUUUCAGUAUAUCAUAUGCAGGUCUGUGUAAAACAGUUUUUAAGACCUCUUCAAUGGCUUCAAUAUAUAUAUUAUACAAUUUAUUAGUAAAAAUGUCUCGACUUAUAACUCUUGUGGACCCUUAUUUACACAUGAUGCACCCCAGUUUUAAUUUUUGUUGAUAUAGACCACUUACAGGUCAGAAUCGACCACAGGGGGUCGAUAUACACCACUUUUUGAAUUUAUGCUCUAAGAGAUUAGAACAAAAUAAUACAACAUUUCUUAACCUUUAAAAACAUUCUGUUUCCAAUAUACAUGAAGAGUUUAUGUUGUAAAACGAUCAUCACGGCACUUCGAAAAACAAUUCAAAGUGUAUCGAAAUCCCAGCGUUAUAACCAUGAAAAUAAUUUGAAAAAACAAACAUACAUGAUAAUGUAUACUAUUUAUAUAUUAUGAACAAUUUAUUCUACAAACCAUCUACAUCACUUAAAGUAUGACAAUUAGUAAUUGUCUAUAAUAUAUUUUUGAUAAUUUGAAAAAAAUACAUAAGUGUAACUUCGGGACACUUACUGAACGGCAGAUAAGUACGAACUUACAAACUUUUUUUAUAUAAUAUUAGAGCAAGAGCAUUUACCUUCUGUGCGCCUUAAAAAUAAUGAAUACAUAUACCCCCCCCCCACACUUCAAUAAAAAUUAUUGUCUACGCCAAUGAUUGAUAUGCAUUCUAAAUGGUAAAUUGUCUUUACUCAUCUGUGAAGUAGCUUCGAAUUUCUACACAGGGUCAUAAUGACUUCAUUGACUUGGCUCCAACAAAGUAUUUUUGAAAUGUAUAAGUAAGACAUCCAAAAUUAUUAAUAAAAUGUGCAAAAUAAGUUUAAUUAAACUAAUUUGAUGAAUUUACGAUACUUCAAUAUUACUUUGAAACAUAGUAUUUUAUUUUUAUUUUUAUUUCUAAGCAAUCAAAAUACUGAAACAUUUCAUCAAAGGCCAAACGGAAAAAAGAGGCAGGAAUAGUGAACCAAUACAAAAUGAUACAAGUAUAGAUGACGAAAUAAUUGAUACCGACGAUAUUAUUAAUACAGACUACAAAACAAAAAAACUUGCAAUAAUGGCUAAAGUAUACAAUUUAAAAUAUUCAUCAACUAAAGACAAAAUGCGUGACAUGUUUAUAGCAUAUAAGUGGUUAGCUGAAUUGAACGGAGCACUUUGUAACAGUGAUGAACAUUAUCCAAAAGAAUUAAAACAUUAUAUAGAACUAGCAGGCAUGUGUUUCAAAUCAUUGCUAGACCUUGAAGAAAUAAAGGACGAUGAUCACUUAAGGUAUCUGAAGUAUAAACGGGAUGCCAAAAUUAUAUUAGCCAAUAACAGUUUUGAAGUUCUUGUAUGGCCUGGUGGUUGGCAUUUUAGUAAUUUAUAUACGAGUGCAACAACAUCAGAACAAUCAAUUGUUUUUAAUGAACUACAUUCUCUGAGAAAUUCAGAUUGUCCAUACAUUAAUAAGAUAGAAUUAAACAUUCUACUUUAUCGGUUAUAUAUUGUUAUGAAUACGCCAAAUCGUGUAUAUUAUAAUCAAAUGUACUCAUUUAUAAAAAGUGCUAUUGACAAUGUAGUCGUUACUGCAGAGGAUCGAGCGAGAAAUUUGGAAGCUCAUGAACUAUUUAGUAUGUUUUUGAUGAUGCGUAAUAGCAAUGCAAUUGAAAAG